AUGGCCACAAUCGGUAGUAGUGCUAUAGCUACAGUUCAAGCUAGACGCUUUAGUACUCGUGCACAACGUAAUAUGCGUAAACGUGGUGGAGGCCAUGGUAUUGGUAUAGCUGGUGGUCGAUCUAGUUUGUAUAAGCAAAUGUAUGGCAAUGGUGCUAGAAAUGGAGAAAUAAAUCUCAAUGAACAGUUUGUACAUGCAUGUGAAAAUGGUGAUUAUAAUACUGUUAAUCGAAUUCUUGAAGAAAAUCCAAAAUUUAAUAUUGAUGUAACUGAUCAAUUAGGUCGUACAGCAAUGAGAUUAGCUAUUGAAAAUGAACAUCUUGAAGUUGUUACACUUCUUUUAGCAUUAUGUGACGGACAAAAAAUGCGUGAAGCAUUAUUACUUGCUAUUUAUCUUGGACAUGUUCAAAUAGCUGAAGCAUGUUUACGUCAUCCAAAAUUUAAAGUUUUAAAUGAAAAAAAAGUUUUUACUGGUAAUGAUGAUUCAUUUUGGCAAACACCAUCAUCAGAUGAUGCACAAUUUGCACCUGAUAUAACACCAUUAAUAUUAGCAUCACAAUAUAAUCGAACUGAAAUUGUUCAAUUACUUUUACGUGGUGGUGAUCGUAUAACCAAACCUCAUGAUUAUCAUUGUAAAUGUCAAGAAUGUCAUAAUAAAUUUGAAUUUGAUUCUUUACGUCAUGCACAAUCACGUUUAAAUGCAUAUCGUGGUCUAGCAAGUGAAAGUUAUAUUAGUUUGGCAUCUAUUGAUCCAAUUGUAACAGCAUUUGAACUUGGUCAUGAAUUAAGAGAUUUAUCUGGCAAAGAAAAAUAUUUUAAAAAUGAAUAUCUUAGUUUAGCUGAUCAAUUAAGUGCAUAUGCUGUAAAACUACUUGAUAAAGUUCGUGGUCAUAAAGAACUUGAUUGUGUUUUGGGAAAAACAGGAAAAGAAACAGAAGAAAAAUAUGUUCUAUUAGCUAGACUUUAUUUGGCUAUUAAAUAUGAAGAAAAACCAUUUGUUGCUCAUUCAAAUUGUCAACAGAAAUUAGUUGAAAUCUGGCAUAGUGAUAUACGUAAUCUAUUUAAAUUAAAUCCAUUAAUUAUACUUUUAUUAAUUCUUGCAUAUGUAUUUAUAUUACCAUUUGCUUGUGUAUUUUAUAUUUUAACGUCAUGGUCAAAAUAUACAAUUAAAUUUCAAAAAUUUCUUAAACAACCAUGCAUAAAAUUUAUUGGUCAUACAAUAUCAUACGCAAUAUUUAUUAUUUUAAUAAUUCUAUCAAGUUUAUUAUUUGCUGGCGAAUUUCAAAAGCCAUUGAAACGCUUAUUAAAUAUCUAUCCAAAUCUUACACAAAUAUUAAAUGACACAAUAAAUUUAUGUCAAAAUACAUAUUCAAAUUCUUGUACUUAUUAUCCACAAAAUUAUGAUUUUUAUUUUCGACAAAGUACACCAACAUGGAUUGAUAUAGCAAUAACUGUUUUUGUUAUUGGUUUUCUUUGGCACGAAAUAAAACAAGGUUAUACAGAUGGUCUUAAAGAUUAUCUUCUUUCAUGGAAUAAUAUUGUUGAUUCAUGCAUGAACAUUUUAUAUAUAUCAUCGUUUGCACUUAAAUAUUAUGUGUUUUUUAAAGUACGAUUGGCUUCUCAAACAUUAGAUAAGCCAGAAUUUAAAGCUAAUCUUCAAAAUAUUUAUAAUUUAACUGAAACUGAACAAUAUCAUAUGUAUCAAACAUUUUAUUGGUUAAAUGCUGAUCGUUUCUAUUGGGUGUCAUUUGAUCCAGUUAAUGUUGCUGAAGGACUUUUUGCUAUAGCAAAUAUAUUUAGUUUUUCACGUAUUUGUUUUCUUUUACCAGCAAUACAGCAUUUAGGACCAUUGCAAAUUUCACUUGGUCGAAUGAUGUCUGAUAUUGGAAAAUUUAUAAUUAUAUUUCUUAUCAUAUUUUGUGGAUUUAUGUUUGGUUUAAAUAAUUUAUUUUGGUAUUACAGUGCAUCAGUACGUCAAAAUGUUGAAAUUGUAAAUCAUACUCUUGGUGAUGAUGAUCCACCAUUACCAGCUGAAACAUAUUUUGGAACAAUGGGUGGAACAUUUAAAACAGUUUUUUGGUCAUUAUUCGGUUUAUCAGAAAAAGAAGGUGUUUUAUUAGGAAAUUAUGAUAAUGUUUUCACUGAAAUGGUUGGAUAUUUAAUUUAUGGAACAUUUAAUAUUGCAAGUGUUAUUGUUUUACUUAAUAUGCUUAUUGCUAUGAUGUCGAAAUCUUAUGAAACUAUUGAAGAACAUGCUGAUGUUGAGUGGAAAUUUGCACGAAGUAAACUUUAUAUGGAAUAUAUUCAAGAAGGUGGAACACUGCCAGUACCAUUUAAUCUCAUUCCAACUCCAAAAACUUUUUAUUAUCUUUAUGAACGAAUAUUUCUAUGUAAAAAAAAACAUCCCUCAGAUUCUCUUGAACAUCGUGGUUCAAUAGAUGGUGAAAAUUAUGUGCCAGCUAUGAUUCGACGUCCACCACCAAAUAUUCAAACAUUAAAUAUGGGUAAAAAUGGUCCUAUAUCAACAAUAUCUAAUGGUCAAGCAUUAAAUGCAAAUGAUAAUUAUCUGCGUCGAAAAUCAUUUGAUCUUAAUCAAACAUUAACAUAUCGUAAAGUAAUGGAACGUGUUAUAAAACGUUUUCUUUUACAUAAACAACGUGAAGAACAAGAUGAAAUUCGUGAAGGUGAUUUUGAAGAACUUAAACAAGAUAUUCAAAUGUUACGUUUUGAAAUGAUGAAUCGAUUAGAUGAAACACGUGAUGAUUUGGCUAAAAAUAGUCUUUUGUUAAAUGAAGGUGUACUUGUUGUUGGAGAAUUAUUAUCAUCAUUAACACGUGAAACAAAUCCAUCAAUAAAAGAAAAUUUUUAUUCAUUUAAAAAUAAAUUUUAUUCAACGCUAGAUCAAAUUCGUUUAGUUGAUAGUGGUUUAGAAUCAAGUGAAACAUUAACAGCAUCAAAUGCAUCAUUAGUUGCUAGUACAAUAUCAAUGCCUAAUUUAAUAAAUCAAAUAAAUCCAUCACAAACUUUACCAACUUCGAAUUCGGAACCAGCUUUUCCAACAUCUUAUUCUGAACCUACUUUAGCAAUAAAUAAUCAAAAUGAAUCAGAUAUUAAUCCAAUACAAGUCAUAAAACAUAUAAGUGCAGCACAUAUUAAAUUAUCAAAUAUUGCAGAGGAAAAUGAAGAAAAUGAAAAUAUUGGAAAUAAGAAAAAAGACGAAGAAGAAGAAAUUGAAGUUGAAGCACGUCAUAUAUCAAUUCAAACAUCGAUACAAAAUGACGAUGCAGAAAAUUCAAAAGAUGAAACACAUGUUUUUUAG
Molecule: messenger RNA, 3318 nt
Organism: Rotaria sp. Silwood1
Lineage: Eukaryota; Metazoa; Rotifera; Eurotatoria; Philodinida; Philodinidae
Source: the annotation of a GenBank genome assembly